Menidia menidia (Atlantic silverside) is the source of this 3696-nucleotide messenger RNA. The record is from the annotation of a GenBank genome assembly. Lineage: Eukaryota; Metazoa; Chordata; Actinopteri; Atheriniformes; Atherinopsidae.
AUGAGAGAGGAGGAGGGGGGAGAUGAAAAGAGGAAAAGUGAAAAGGAAAAAGACAAAAAAGAAGAAAAGCAUAGAAAGGAGGAAGAAGAAGAAAAGAGGAAAGACAAAAAGGAAAAAGACAAACGAGAAGAAGAAAUGAAAAAGGAGGAGAAAAGAGAUGAAAGGAGGAAAAGUGAAAAAGAAAAAGACAAAACAGAAGAAGAGAUGAAAAAGGAGGAGGAAGAAGAUGAAAAGAGGAAAAAAGAGAGACAUGAGGAGAAAGGAAUGAAGAAUGAAAGGACAUCAGCAAUUAAAAAGAGAAGAAAUGAAGAAAUAAUAAAGAGUAAGAAUGAAUUGAAAAUGAUGGAAGAGAUGGAGGGCGAGGAGCCAAUAACAAAUAGGAGAACAUGGGUGAGAACCAAGGAGGAGGAGGUGGAGAAGAACGAGGAAGGGCAAGAGCAAAAACCUGACGAGGAAAGAGAGGAAAGAAGAACGGGACAGUUAGACAGGAGGAAGUUGGAUAAAGAUUUGAUCAAAAUACAGGAUGGAAGUGAAAACGUCUGGACGAGUGAAGAAAACAAUAACGAGGAUAAGGUGAAGCCAAAAACUUUGGAAGAUCCACAUGUGAGGAGAGGGGCAGAGGAGCAAGAACACACACACGCUCAGAAGGAAGAAAUCACACUCAGACAAGAGACAGAGGACCAUGGUGGAAAUGCAAAAGUCCCGGAACACAAGGCAGAGAUCAGACAUCAUAUGGAAGAGACAAAAGAAGACGAAGACGGAGACACUAAAUCGAAAGAAGAGACUGGAGGCAGAGAGGGAAAGAAAGAUUCUGAGGAUGAAAACAAUGACAAAAAAAGCUUAAAUUCUCAAAAUGAGCAAAAAGGCAAACAUCCUCUGUCCCCGUUAGGCCCUGGCCCAUCGCCCGACGAGUCCUCAGUGAGACAGGCCUGCUCUGAGAGUGCACAGGAUCCCCUUUCACACAGAAAUAUCUCUCUACCGGUGAGCCUUCCAGAGCACACGGAGCAGAAGAGGCUGUCCUGGAUCAGAGACUGCAUCGGCUGGUCCCAGCUCUCGCUGCACAACACCAGGAGACAGAACGGCUCUGUGCUGAGUGGAAGAAGGCGGAGGAGGGCCUGUGGGGCCAGCAGACCGCCCCCCCUCUGCCCCCACACCCUGCUCCGGCUGUCCGGCUGCACUGCCCUGCAGGAGGUCACCACGGUUACUCUGGAGGACCUGCCUUGCUGCGGCCUCUCCACUCUGGCCCAGUGUCCUCAGCUCCGGUCACUCUCCCUCAGACGCUGUGGCCUGAAAUCACUGGAAGGUGUCGGCCAGUUGCGGGAACUCUGCUACAUCGAUCUGCAGGAGAAUGAGAUCUCGCUGGUCGACUGCGAACACAUGACCGGUUUACGCGUUCUUCGACUCGCCCGGAACAAAUUGACGACAAUCCACGGUUUGAGUGGUGCCGACAACUUGAAUAUUCUUGACCUCUCCCACAACUCCAUUACACGUAUCGCUGGUCUGGAGUCUGUAACCAGGCUGCAGAGGCUUUCAGUGGCCCACAACCAGCUGAUCAGUACCAAAGGGCUGAGGGAUGUGUAUACACUCCUCCACCUGGACCUUUCACACAACCACCUGACCAGGGUGGAGGGCCUGGAGAACAGCGCUCUGCUCCACACGCUGGACCUCAGAUCCAACAGCCUGUCCGAGCCCCCCGGUCUGAACAACCAGGUCCUGCUCAGAGAAGUGCGUCUGGACGACAACAGCAUCUCCUCCGUGGAGGGCCUCGCAGCCUGCUGGCUCCCCCUGAUGCAGACCCUGUCUGUGUCCCAAAACAGAAUUACCCAGCUGCCUUCCAUGACUGAUUUUGUGUCCCUUGAAAAUAUGGAUCUGAGAUUCAACUGUCUGUCAGAGCUGCAGAAUGUGUGUGAAAGCCUGAUGGGAUGUCACUUUCUUCGAGAAGUUCACCUGUUAGGGAAUCCUCUUGAGCAGGACAGAGGCUGGAGACCCACACUGCAGAAGGCCCUGCCCGGCCUGAGGGCCAUCGACAGCCAGCAGACGGACUCCCUCCCUUCAGCGCUGCCCGGUCAGCAGCUCAACGCUGUCCCAGGCUGUUUCUUCACUCUCUGUCAGGCUCAGCUUCAGCAGACUCAGGACCUACAACAGCGACACAGCGAGGAGCUCAGGGCUUCAUCUCCGCUGGAUGCUGUGAAAAGUUUCAGCCGGCAUUUCGCUGAGGCUCAGAAGCUUGCCGAGGACCAGCGAUUCGCCCACGAAUAUGGUGACACCACCGUGUCCGAAAACACCGCUGCAGUUCAAACGAUAGCCGAAAAGGCAUCAAACGUGGACUUACAAACAGGGUGUAUUUACUGGCCAGAAAUGGAUACAGCCAACAAAGGAACAGCAGUCGUCCAGAGAAAGAACAACAUCAGAAGCAACUCUGGCAGUUUUGAGGAGAAGCCAGCUGAAGAGAGUACGAGCGCAGCGGCAGUUUCGAUUCAGCGGCGGUGGAGGAAAUACAGACAAAAAUGUGGGAACGUGGAUGCUUCCAUCAUUGAGAGCGAAUGGAAAACAAAAGGAGAUGGAGAAGAGCCAGAAUCUGGAUCCCCCUUCUCUAACAGGAGCGCUGCUGGUCGAGACCACGCAGCAACUGUCAUCCAGGCGUUUUGGAGGGGCUUCGCUCUGAGGAGGAGGCUUGCAUGUGCUCUUGCUGCUGUCACAUGGCCUGACGCUGGAGAGGAGGACGCCUUUGAGGAGGUGGAUGUGGAGGAAUUUGUCUUUGAUGAGCCAGAGCUGGAGAAAUACUGGACAGUGACUUUUUCUGAGGACUCGCCUCCCAGACAUUGUCCCAAAUCACAGCAGCCAUCAUCUUCAAAGCCUCCCGUGUCUGUUGAUGAUCCCUCACAGUACUUCCGUUCACCACCACUCGUACAGAGUCCGAGGCAGGCCUGGAUGGCUGAGCAACAGGUGGACUCGGUCGGCCAAAGAAUUUCACUGGCGAGUUCCAACAGGGGCUUCACUGACAGCCGCACAGCUCAGCUCAUGCUAAAGAGAGCCCAGCGGAUGAAACUUACUAAAAAACAGCAGAAAAAGAAUAGCAAUCCUUCCCUCCGACUGGCCGUGAUCGAAAACUGCACUUAUGAGCGGGGACCUGAUGGCCAUGAAGCCGUGGUGACAUUAGUCUCGGAGGAGGAAUGUCAGGAGCUGACUGCAGAGCUGUGGUCCUGGAUCUCUGUCAAUGGCCCUAGUGCAGUCGGUCUGGGCCUUCAGCAGGCGGAGCGGCCGGAGCGAAUGAGGCGGGAAAAAGCUCCACAUGGGCAGCACACACGGACCGCUCAGCCCGACAGGCACUCAGACAGUGUUCACUUCUUACCAGAGAUGAAUUCCUCCAUUCUGCAAGGAGGCAAAGUGCAGCUGGUGCCGUUUGAGUUAAGAUUCCUGGCAGGAGGAGCCGCCCUCCUCCUCCAGCUCAGAUACGCUGGUGGUCCUGACCGUCCUCACGCCACCGGACUGUGGGCCAACAGCUGUUUGGCUGACCAUCCUGGCAAAGCAAACAUGUAUACCGGAAGAAACUCCUUGGGUCAUGAAAAAAAAGAGGCUUCAUCUCCCAAACGGGCCUCGUCCGCUCCCUCCAAAAAGGAGCGCAUCUCCUUCCGUGACAACCCGGUCCAGCUCAGCAGUGGCUGGGGAGGAGGCAAGAAGAGGGACAGACUGCAC